This is a messenger RNA of Phyllostomus discolor (pale spear-nosed bat), 1206 nucleotides long. RefSeq names its product zinc finger protein 420-like. The transcript has 3 exons. Gene Ontology annotation, biological process: regulation of transcription by RNA polymerase II. NCBI's taxonomy places the organism in Eukaryota, Metazoa, Chordata, Mammalia, Chiroptera, Phyllostomidae. Gene Ontology annotation, molecular function: DNA-binding transcription factor activity, RNA polymerase II-specific; RNA polymerase II cis-regulatory region sequence-specific DNA binding. The record is from RefSeq and is a predicted model, not a curated record.
AUAUGUACCAGACAAGAACAUAAAUGUGAAGAUCCUGGUAAAACAGGUCAUUGGUUUUCAGAUGUAAAUCUACAUAAAAACAUUUAUCCUGGACAAAGAGCUGAUAUGUGUAAAGAAUGUGGCAAAGCAUUUUGGAUUACCUCAACCCUUACUAAUCAUCAGAGAAUUCACACUGGACAGAAGCCUGAUAAAUGUAGAGGAUAUGCUAAUGCUUUUAGCCAGUCCUCAAACUUUAGUGAAUAUCAAUUUCAUACUGUUGAAAAGCCUUAUAUGAGUAGAGAAUGUGGGAAAGCCUUUAGGUGGUCCUUACAACUUAAACAACAGCAGACAGUUCAUACUGGUGAGAAGCUGUAUAAAUGUACAAAAUGUGGCAAAAUAUUUACACAUUCUUCACACCUUACUUGCCACCAGAGAGUUCAUACUGGAGAGAAGCCUUAUGAAUAUACAAAAUGUGGCAAAGCCUUUAGCCAGACUUCAAAACUUACUCAACAUCAAAUAAUUCAUACUGGAGAGAAGUCUUAUGAAUGUACUCAAUGUGGCAAAGCCUUUAGGGACUCAUCAGCACUUAUAAAACAUCAGAGAAUUCACACUGGAGUGAAACCUUAUGAAUGUACUCAAUGUGGCAAAGCCUUUAGCCGGAUUUCAAUCCUUAUUCAACAUUGGAGAAUUCAUACUGGAGAGAAGCCUUGUGAAUGUACACAGUGUGGUAAAGCCUUUAGCCAGACUUCAAUCCUUACUCAACAUUAAAUAAUUCAUACUGGAGAGAAGUCUUAUGAAUGUACUCAAUGUGGCAAAGCCUUUAGCCGGACUUCAAUCCUUACUCAACAUAAGAGAAUUCAUACUAGAGAGAAACCUUAUGAAUGUACUCAAUGUGGCAAAGCCUUUAGGGACUCAUCAGCACUUACAAAACAUCAGAGAAUUCACACUGAAGCGAAACCUUAUGAAUGUACUCAAUGUGGCAAAGCCUUUAGCCAGACUUCAAUCUGUACUAAACAUCAGAGAAUUCAUACUGGAGCUAAGCCUUAUGAAUGUACACAUUGUGGCAAAGCCUUUAGCCAGAAGUCACACCUGACUCAACAUGUGAAAAUUCAUACUGGAGAGAAGCCUUAUGAAUGUAUACGAUCUGACAAAUCUUUUUGGGACUCGUCAACAGUUACUCAACAUCAGAAAAUUCAUAGUGGAGAGAAGCCUUACAUAUGUGCAUAA